GCUAAAACAAAUGUAUAAUUUAGAUUUGUUGUAGCAACAAAUGUGGCGUCGAUGGUAACAACUUGCAGAGAACUGACGAAAAAAUCAAAAUGCCACAUAAUUCUCAAGCAUACUGGAUUGCUGAAAGCAUCAAAGACAAGAAAUUUGAAGACAAAUAUGACCUUGGAAGGGAGCUUGGAAGAGGCGCUACAGCAAUAGUUUACAAAUGUACUCUUAAAGGCACUGAUCAUGUGUGGGCUGUGAAAAUAAUGGACAAAAGGGUGGAGCAAAAAACAAUCAUGACAGAAGUUGGAAUAUUGCUCAAGAUGGACCAUCCAAACGUUGUUCGAAUGAAGGAAGUAUUUGAGACAUUAGAAAAUGUGUACAUUGUUCUGGAACUUGUCACUGGAUCCGAAUUAUUUCAGCGGAUUGUGACACAAGGCUUUUAUUCAGAGAAGCAAGCAGCAAAUGCUGUGAGAGAUAUUGUGCAAGCUGUCAAAUAUCUCCAUGAUCACAAUGUCGUCCAUAGAGACCUCAAGCCAGAGAACAUAUUGUAUGAAGACUUGUCCCCAGACUCCAGGCUAAAAGUUGCUGACUUUGGACUGUCUACAAUUGUCAGUAACAAAGUGUCCUUGAUGACAGUGUGCGGCACACCUGGCUACUGCGCCCCUGAAGUCUUGAAAGGUCAGAAGUAUGAACGGAGCUGUGAUAUGUGGAGCGUUGGAGUUAUUACAUACAUUCUCUUGUGUGGAUAUGAACCUUUCUUUGCUGAAAAUGACAAUCAAAUGUUCAAGAUGAUUCUCAAAGCGGACUACAAAUUCGAUUCUCCAUGGUGGGAUGACGUCAGUGAAAAUGCAAAGGACUUAGUAAGGAAACUGCUGGUACUGGAUCCCAAGAAACGCUUGACACCGGACGCAGCUUUGAAACAUGUCUGGGUCUCUGGAAUGGCAAACAAAUCAACGCCCAAGGGUGACACCAUUGAGAAGCUGAAGGAGUUCAAUGCAAGGAGAAAGCUCAAGUUAACAACAGAUGCCCUGAUGGCGGUGGCUGGUGCCACAAAGAAAAUGGACUUGUUAAACUUGCUGGCUCAAAAUGCUGGUCUUGACACCUCGAGGGAGGAGGAAGAAAGCAUGGAGGUCAGCUGAACAAGUCUCAAGAGUCAAAGAUCACAAGAACAGUUCUUGUGAAAUAAUCCUACAAAUAUUUGCAUUUCAAUAAAAAUGAAAGGUAUAAUAGGUUUUAUUGAAAUGACAGAAAUGCUCCACAUGAUUGAGAUAACUUGAAAAAAAAAGCAGAAUGUUAAAGCUCUUACAGAGAUGCAAAUUGAUACCCAUGUUCAUGUUAAUAAGAUGUUCAGAAAUUCCAGUCCUAUUUUGCACUGCAUAUUCUCCACCAUCUUAACACUACUGCAGUAAGGAAAAUUCAGCAGUUUAGUUCAGGAGGCCAAGAUGACAGAGAUUUUCUUUAAUUUCACAUAUUCCUGGGAAGUAGAAUGACAGAUUUCACUAGUUCCACUGUCAAAUUUACUCUUCAGUUAUUUUAUGCUACACAAACAUAUAUAUAUAUAUAUAUAUACGUCAAGCUCACGAUAUAGAUAUUUCCAACAGAAAUGCAGACACUGUCAAUAUGAAAACCCAUUUUUCAGAAACAUUAAUGUACAGUCUAGCCCAGAUAUCUUGAACAUGUCAGGGAUUGACAAAAAUGCUCAACACACAUCCAUAAUUUGAGUAAACUAUGAUUACAAGAAAUAAAAGAAAUGUUGAACAAAAUGAAACCACCACCGUGAAAAGUACCUGGUUAUUGAUUAAUAAAGGAUAAAGAAGAAUGAAUAGUAAGUGCUCCCUGUUUGGAGUCAUUACAAGAAAAAAGAAGAGAGUGAUGCUGAUGAGCCUUAGAUUUAUAUCUGAACUGUAACCUGAUACUCUUGAUGGGUGUGGUUUUGUGCUACGUGCCCACAGGGCAAUUUGAAAUUGAGACAAUUGUGAGGACAAAUUUGAUCUGAUUUUUCAUGAUGAGCUGUUUGACAUAUCCGUGCGUGUUUGAAAAAAAGUGUUGCCAAAGCAAAGAUAAUAUAACUGUUCAGUUGGAGAAUGGCAAAUUGUAUGAGCUAUUUGUCAUUUUGAGUUUUGCGUGUUCGUGGUAUCUGUGCUGGACUGUAGAGUGUGUGACUUACCACAUGUGCUCAAGAAUGUUCUCCAUCUACUUACGAAAUUAUUUAUUGUCUAGUUGGUCGUGAAAUACUUCACUUCAUUACAUUUUGCUAUAUUGUAAAAUUAUAUAAACUCUUUAUGUUUGGCACCUUUGAAAUCACUUUCAUUUAACCACAUGGGAAAGGCAGAAGAAAUGGAAAUGGAGAUUUUCAAAAGUUUCGUUCUUAUUUUUUUUCAUUGAGUUUUUAUUGACUGUUUAAAAAAAAAUGACAAGUGUUUUGUUGUGUAAAAUCCAAGUACGAAUUUCAUGAGGCACACCAUUUUUGCUUUAUGCUUCCAACAUUAUAUUUUUGAACGAUUUCAUUUCAACUCCACUUUAGGGCUACACAAUUUGACCAUCUCUGAUAGUGUACUAAAGAACUACCAAAGUGUUUCAGCCAUCUUUGUGGACUUUGAGGGUUUCUGUCAUGCAUAAUGCUAGCUUUACGUGCCGCUGUCCAGAAACAUUUCUGACAUUACUCUGUGCUAAAACUUUUGACUUUUUAAAUAUCAUUACUGGGCGGCAAUAUUAUUUUUAUAAUUGUACCUUGAGCUAAAGUAUACCAAAAAAUGUUAACAAUUUGUUUUCAUCUCCUUAGGUGGAACUAUGUUUAAGAAAAAUAUAUGCAAAACUUUCUCCACUCUAUCUCAAGUGUAAAUAUAUGAAUAUUUAAUAUCAUUCUACUGCUUUAAAUAAUUGCAAGUAAACAUUUAUAUUAGAAUUUUGGCAGUCUUGAAAAGAGAGACUGAUGUUGUCCACAAACACUUGUAUAUAUAAUUCUGAACGUUUAUUUGUCGUGGCAGUGAUAAUUUGGGAUCUCUUUAGUCUCCUGGUACCUUUUUUCGUACUACUUGUUUUUUUCAAAUCAUUUUUUAAUGAUUAAUUAGUCUUUACGAUAUUCUUAUUAUACUGUGAUACAAAACAAAAAAACACAAAAUUAUAUUGUGUCUUAUUCGA
This is a messenger RNA of Aplysia californica (California sea hare), 3126 nucleotides long. RefSeq names its product calcium/calmodulin-dependent protein kinase type IV. The transcript is spliced from 13 exons. Gene Ontology annotation, biological process: protein phosphorylation. Gene Ontology annotation, molecular function: ATP binding; calcium/calmodulin-dependent protein kinase activity; calmodulin binding. The coding region runs from base 90 to 1124 and encodes 344 amino acids. The record is from RefSeq and is a predicted model, not a curated record. Lineage: Eukaryota; Metazoa; Mollusca; Gastropoda; Aplysiida; Aplysiidae.